ACUCCACCUCCUCCCUCGCCGCCGCCUCCUUGCGCCCCUCGUCCCCUACACUCCGUUCUUCCCCUACGCUGAUUGUCACACAUUGUUUACUACUGCUUGAAAUGUGACUCACAACACAGGCUAUCUAUUGCACAGACUAUCUACUGGAGUACUGCUCCGUGGCAAUUGAAGGAUUCUUUUGACGCGCACUGUGCGUGUUUGUCAUUUGGGCACAGACUGUGGAGACUACCAUUCUGCCAUGACAGUGGAUUUGUUUGCGCUUUUAUAUGUGAUGGUCAUCACUGCGUCUGCGAUGGAAGUGGGAAGAGGUGAGCGGCUACGACGAGAACCUCAACACCAUCCGGACGUACCAGGUGUGCAACGUGUUCGAGCCCAGCCAGAACAACUGGCUGCUCACCACCUUCAUCAACCGCCGCGGCGCCCAGCGCAUCUACGUGGAGAUGCGCUUCACCGUGCGCGACUGCAGCUCCAUCCCCAACGUGCCGGGCUCGUGCAAGGAGACCUUCAACCUGUACUACUACGAGAGCGACGCCGUCAUCGCCACCAAGGGCACGGCAUUCUGGAUGGAGGCGCCCUACCUCAAGGUGGACACCAUCGCCGCCGACGAGAGCUUCUCCCAGGUGGACUUUGGCGGGCGGCUCAUGAAGGUCAACACGGAGGUGCGGAGCUUCGGCCCGCUGUCCAAGAACGGCUUCUACCUGGCCUUCCAGGACUACGGCGCCUGCAUGUCCCUGCUGGCCGUGCGGGUGUUCUACAAGAAGUGCCCCAGCGUGGUGCAGAACUUCGCCAUCUUCCCGGAGACCAUGACGGGCGCCGAGAGCACGUCGCUGGUCAUCGCGCGGGGCAUCUGCAUCCCCAACUCGGAGGAGGUGGACGUGCCCAUCAAGCUGUACUGCAACGGCGACGGGGAGUGGAUGGUGCCCAUCGGGAGCUGCACGUGCAAGGCCGGGUUUGAGCCGGACAACGGCAACGUGUGCAGAGCGUGUCCCCCAGGCACCUUCAAGUCCAACCAGGGGCCAGGCCUGUGCCUCCAGUGCCCCCCCAACAGCCGCUCAGCGGGGGAGGCCGCCACCGUCUGCAUCUGCCGCAACGGCUACUACCGAGGGGACGCCGACCUGCCGGACGCACCCUGCACAAGUGUGCCGUCGGGCCCGCGCAACGUCAUCUCCAUCGUCAACGAGACCUCCGUCAUCCUGGAGUGGCACUCGCCCCGGGAGACGGGGGGCCGUGAAGACGUGGUCUACAACAUCGUGUGCAAGAAGUGCCGCUCGGACCGCCGCUCCUGCUCCCACUGCGACGACAACGUGGACUUCCUGCCCCGGCAGCUGGGCCUCACCGACACGCGCGUGUUAAUCAGCAACCUGCUGGCUCACACCCUGUACAGCUUCGAGAUCCAGGCGGUCAACGGGGUCAGCAACCGGAGCCCCUACCCGGCCCAGCACGUCUCCAUAGACAUCACCACCAACCAGGCCGCACCGUCCAUCGUUCCAAUCAUGCACCAGAUCAGCUCCACCAUGAAGAGCUUCACGUUGUCAUGGCCGCAGCCCGAGCAGCCAAACGGCAUCAUCCUGGACUACGAGCUGCGCUUCUACGAGAAGGACCACGCCGAGAUCAACUCCACUGUACAGCGCAGCAAGACCAACACGGCCAGGGUGGUCAGCCUGCGGCCGGGCACCGUCUACGUGGUGCAGGUGCGAGCGCGCACCGUGGCGGGCUUUGGCAAAUACAGCAGCAAGAUGUGCUUCCAAACCCUCACAGAUGAUGACUUCAAGUCAGAGUUGAGGGAGCAGCUUCCUCUGAUCGCGGGGUCUGCCGCAGCCGGUGUGGUCUUCAUCGUUUCCCUGGUGGCCAUCUGCAUCGUGUGCAACAGAAAAAGGGCAUACACUAAGGAGGCCGUUUACAGUGACAAGCUGCAACACUACAGCACGGGGCGAGAGCUCUCGUUGCGCGCCGACAUGUCUAACUGCCCCUCCCCGCUUGGCUGCCCGACCCACUUCUCAGGCUCCCCGGGGAUGAAGAUCUACAUCGACCCCUUCACCUACGAGGACCCCAACGAGGCCGUGCGAGAAUUCGCCAAAGAGAUCGAUGUCUCCACCGUCAAGAUCGAGGAGGUCAUCGGCGCAGGUGAAUUCGGAGAGGUCUACAAGGGCCGUCUAAAGCUCCCGGGCAAGAGGGAGAUCUACGUGGCCAUCAAGACCCUGAAGGCGGGCUACGUGGAGAAGCAGAGGCGGGACUUCCUGGCCGAGGCGUCCAUCAUGGGCCAGUUCGACCACCCCAACAUCAUCCGUCUGGAGGGCGUGGUCACCAAGAGCCGCCCGGUCAUGAUCGUGACGGAGUUCAUGGAGAAUGGCGCGCUGGACUCCUUCCUCAGGCAAAAUGACGGGCAGUUCACCGUGAUCCAGCUGGUAGGCAUGAUGCGGGGGAUCUCUGCGGGCAUGAAGUACCUGUCGGAGAUGAACUACGUCCACCGCGACCUGGCCGCCCGCAACAUCCUGGUCAACAGCAACCUGGUGUGCAAGGUGUCCGACUUUGGCCUCUCCCGCUACCUGCAGGACGACACCUCCGACCCCAGCUACACCAGCUCUCUGGGAGGGAAGAUCCCCGUGAGGUGGACGGCGCCGGAGGCCAUCGCGUACAGGAAGUUCACCUCGGCCAGCGACGUGUGGAGCUACGGCGUCGUCAUGUGGGAAGUGAUGUCGUUCGGCGAGCGCCCGUAUUGGGACAUGUCCAACCAGGAUGUGAUCAACGCCAUUGAGCAGGACUACCGCCUGCCCCCGCCCAUGGACUGCCCCAGUGCCCUGCACCAGCUGAUGCUCGACUGCUGGCAGAAGGACCGCAACGCCCGUCCCCGCUUCACUGACAUCGUCAGCACCCUGGACAAGAUGAUCCGCAACCCCGCCAGUCUCAAGGCCAUGGCCAACAUCCCUGCAGUGCCUUCCCAGCCACUGCUGGACCGCUCUAUACCAGACUUCAACACGUUCAGCUCAGUGGAGGACUGGCUGGCUGCCAUCAAGAUGAGCCAGUACCGGGACAACUUCCUCAACUCAGGCUUCACCUCCUUGCAGCUGGUGGCGCAAAUUACCUCCGAGGACCUGCUGAGGAUAGGCGUGACCCUGGCCGGCCACCAGAAGAAGAUCCUCAGCAACAUCCAGACCAUGCGCGUUCAGAUGAGCCAGUCGCCCACGCCGAUGGCAUGACUACAUGCGGCGCUGUCCCGCGACGAGGGCAGCAUUCGGAGGGCCAACGGUGGCCCCCGAAUGACCCCCGAGCCGUCGGAACGCGCCAGGGUGGAAACUAUUGUCUUAAUCUAAUCCCAACCACCGCCACCACCGCCACCACCGCCACCACCGCCACCACCACCACCACCACCACCACCACCACCACCAAGGAGACCAGGGUUCCUCAUGAAGGCACGGGGGUACACUACACAGCGACGUGUCCCGCCUGCCCCCCAAAUCCGAGUCCAUCCACACCAAGGAAGUUCAGGGUCCAGACUUGGAAGUUGUCUUACUCUCUUUGAAGCCCCGCCCCCAUCCUCCCUUACUCUCCUUUCCUUUGCCAACCCCCCUCCCCCUCCCCCCCGGUGACUCAGAGAAAGACGGAACGAUCACCUCGUGCUUCAAGACUGCCAUUUUUGUUUCGUCACCACACGCUUGCUCCUCCUGACUCCUCCUCCUCCUCUCUCGUCUUCGUUGAGGACAGCGACGCCUGGACCUCUCGCACUACAUCACGCAUCGUGUUUGAAAUUAUAAAUAACGUCUUGCGUAAUAUCUUGCCUCAUCUGGGACACGUUAGACUGUUGAAAGUGACAAGUGUGAGACAUUUAGAGCGGGCAUGGAGGAAAAGGAGGCAGGUGGUGAUUCCUCAUCAUAUCCUGUCAGGUGACGCAGUGCUGCCUCUGUGAUUGGAGGAAAACAUGCCUUGAACUGGUCAGCGUCCAGUCAGCAGAGCUGAUCCGUGAGGAAGGAAAACAAACAAAAAAAGCAAAUAACGAUAGCGGCGACGAGUUAGUGAACAAUACAGGGAUAUACAGCUGGGUACUAUAACCACAUACUUUAAGCAUAAUAUUUUUCUUGUUAAAAAGGAUUUGAAAGUUGUUUUGUCCUUUUUUUACUUAUGUGUCUGUUUCAUUGAAUUAUGUUGUGUUGCGAUCACUAUAUCAAGAAUGUCUUUCCCGACCCCGCCUCCCUCGUUUAUUUUUUUUUACGUCAACGCUACCUGUAGUGGUGGGAGGCCCGGGCAACGAAGGACCCUUCUUAACCAGGCCCCCCCACCCAGAUUCAGAUAAUAUACAUAUGUUUAUCUCUUGCUAAAUAUAAAUAUAUCUCUCUGGAUUAAAGCCUUCAUAUUGAAGGUGACAUGUAUGAAUAUGUAUGUAAAGAAGACUCUCUCUCGCUUGCAUUUUUGGCAAAGACAUGCUUAGUGACUGGGGGUUUCGGCGAUAGACGAAAGACGGUGUGUAGAUUCUUGUGGUGCACCACUUCCCUGCAGAUGAUGAUAUAAUAUAAUAGACACUGUGUUAUUUUGUCUCCCCACCCCUUUGAUUCAAACGGGGUCAUGAGGUGACAUUCCAGGUGGGACUUUCAGCCUGGAACGAAACUGUAUAAAGCAUUGUGUACAAAGAACUCUUAAUGUAGAUCUAUAUGAAACUUGUCGUAGGGAGAUACAAAGUAAAUGGCAAAACUAUCCAUUGUUGGGAGAUAAUGUUUAAAUGUGGGUGUGCCCAUGCUGUCUAUUGCUGGUGAGCACUUACUUGUACAGAAAUGUUUUUUUUUUAUUAUUAUUAUUAUUUGUUUGUUUCUUUAUUUAGUUUUAGUUUUUUUGUCUUCUGUUGCAAUCUGUUGUUGUUUGAAAAACGUACGCUCUUGGCACCAUCCAGACAAGGGAAAGGAUACUCCGCAAUACGGCUGGCCAAGAUCCAUGGCUAUGGAUUCGAGCCACACACCCACACUCUCUCUCCCUCUCUCUCUCUCUUUCUCUCUCGCUCUUUCUCUAACACACACACACACACACACACACACACACAGAGGCUUCGCCGCCAGUCCCGGAUGUAGACAGUCAAGCUGGAGGUGUUCUGGAAGCCAUUUUGAGACGUUCAGAUGAGCCAUUUUCAUCAAAGGCCUGAUGGCCCCUCUCUGUGGUACACAACAGAUGGAGAAACUGAAUAUUGAGUCACUGUUUGAAUGUGUAUGUGUGUGUGUGUGUGUGUGUGUGUGUACUCUAUGUCAGCGUGUGUGAGUGUGUUUGUGUGUCUGUGUGUGAGAGAGUGCGUGCACGCAUAUGCAUAUCGGUGCAUGUGUAUCCUUGUGCAAGGAAAUGUUUGUGAGCGGGGAAGUAUUUAUGUGCACAGAAGUAGGCUAUAUUGUCUUACCUCCUUUUUCUGUCUUUAUAUAGCUACCACUUGUAAAUUGUGACGAGUAUGUGUCAACAGUUUGUAAGCUGUAACUUUCUGAGAACCAUUGUACUAAAAUGCACUCAAUAAACGCCUUGGAAAUCAA
Messenger RNA from Gadus morhua (Atlantic cod), 5498 nucleotides. RefSeq names its product EPH receptor B1 (gene ephb1). Lineage: Eukaryota; Metazoa; Chordata; Actinopteri; Gadiformes; Gadidae. Gene Ontology annotation, molecular function: ATP binding; transmembrane-ephrin receptor activity; protein binding. Gene Ontology annotation, cellular component: dendrite; plasma membrane. Gene Ontology annotation, biological process: ephrin receptor signaling pathway; protein phosphorylation; axon guidance. The record is from RefSeq and is a predicted model, not a curated record.